Molecule: messenger RNA, 465 nt
Organism: Haemonchus placei
Lineage: Eukaryota; Metazoa; Nematoda; Chromadorea; Rhabditida; Trichostrongylidae
Source: the annotation of a GenBank genome assembly
AUGGUGGACCACAUGCGCGCCGCUGUUAACGAGGCAUGUGCAGGUGUGCAGGCAGGAGAUGGUGGCCCUUUUGGAGCGGUUGUGAUAAAGGAAGGAAAAAUAGUGGCCUCAGGACAUAACAUGGUGUUGGCUGCAAAGGAUCCCACAGCGCACGCUGAAAUGACCGCCAUUCGAAAUGCAUGCAAGGCACUCAACACGCACAACCUCUCAGGUUGUGUAUUGUACGCUUCAUGUUACCCAUGUCCAAUGUGUCUGGGUGCUUGUUUAUGGGCACGUUUCGAUUCCAUUUACUAUGGAGCCACUACUGAACAGGCUGCAAAUGUUGGAUUCGACGACAAGGUUUUCCAUGAAUUCCUGAGGAAUCCGCGGUCUGAUCAACAUCGGAAGCUCGAACAUCUACCCAUCGCCGAAAGUUCACGCCCAUUCGAGUUAUGGGCGAAGAAAACUGACAAGCAACCAUAUUAA